AUGGUUCCCUUCACUAAAUGGAGAUCUUCGUUCAUCACAGGGCUCUUCACUUUUAGCAUCUUAUUUCUUUUUAUGUUCUUCCAAAACGCGGUGAUCUAUACUUUCCUAAAAACAUCAGUUGAUUCCACCAAAGGAGGUCUGUGCGCUUGUGAUAAAUGUGUCACGGAUCUGAACGAUGAAGACUGGUUCUUCUUGCGGUUCAACCCCACAGUUCCACCUCUGCUGAACAGGAGAAACAGUGUGUUACAGACAGACGUCUACCGAUGGUGGAAGGGUCUACAGUCUGAAUCCUCUAAAACGAACUACACAGAUGUGGUGGACACAUUGUUUUCUCAAUUCCCCGAUGAAGAACACUACUCAGACGCUGGUCCAGAUCGCUGCAGAACCUGUGCUGUGGUGGGAAACUCUGGGAACCUCCUGGCAUCCCAUUAUGGUCUACUAAUAGACAGCCAUGACUUUGUCAUAAGGAUAAAUAAGGGUCCGACAAAAGGUUUCGAGAAGGAUGUGGGAUCUAAGACCACUCACCGGAUUCUGUAUCCUGAGAGUGCUGUAGACGUGGACAACUCCACCCAUCUGGUGCUUCUGCCCUUUAAGAUUAAAGACAUGCGCUGGCUAAUCAGUGUCUUCACCACCAGACACAUCACGAGCACUUAUAUUAGAGUGAGAGCUACAGUAAAUGCAGACAGAGACAAGGUGAUGAUCAUCCAUCCUGCAUUCAUAAAAUACGUCUAUGAGAGCUGGCUGCAGAAACAUGGCAAAUAUCCUUCUACUGGCUUCAUUACAUUGAUAUUCGCCCUGCACAUCUGUGAUCAGGUCAAUGUUUUCGGGUUUGGAGCGAAAAGUGACGGACACUGGCAUCACUAUUUUGACGGUAUCUUGACUCACUUCAGCAGAGGCAGUCAUGGUGGAGACUUUGAAAAUAAAACUAUAAAUGAGCUUCUGCUGAUAAACAAGAUUUCUAUGCAUAAAGGGUGGUAA
Rhinichthys klamathensis goyatoka is the source of this 978-nucleotide messenger RNA. RefSeq names its product CMP-N-acetylneuraminate-beta-galactosamide-alpha-2,3-sialyltransferase 1-like. Bases 1 to 978 code for a protein of 325 amino acids. The record is from RefSeq and is a predicted model, not a curated record. Gene Ontology annotation, molecular function: beta-galactoside (CMP) alpha-2,3-sialyltransferase activity. The transcript is spliced from 6 exons. Lineage: Eukaryota; Metazoa; Chordata; Actinopteri; Cypriniformes; Leuciscidae.